AUGCCCCUCUCUAUACCCCAUCCCGUCGACAAAAAUCGCAGAUACGAUUUUCCGAACGCAUACCCCAAUGAAAACGAUCCAGAACUGUCAGUGUCCAACUUCUCGCGCCUGCAUGAGACACGCAUGACGGAUGUCUUUCGCGGACAACUUUCCGAACCCUGUAAUGGUUCAACUGACAUUGUCUGCAAAUUGGCCUAUGGUCUAAACAACGUCAGGAAACUGGAGCACGAAGCCGGACUCUACAGAGGUAAGCUGAAAGCUCUGCAAAAGACGGUGGUUCCGACUUGCCACGGGUACUUUGUUGGGCACACGGAUGACGGGAUCAUUGGCUGCCUUGUCCUUGACUACUGCGGGGGACCAGUCGAUCUUGUGUUCUCAGCAUUGCCUCGUAGUUUCAGGCUUGAUUUGGUAGAUGCGAUAUGCCACAUACACGAGGCAGGGAUUGUACAUAAUGACUUCGCUGAACGAAAUGUUCUUGACCACAAUGGGGUGCCCAUCAUCAUUGGCUUCGAGGAUGCUAUCGAAGAAGUUUGUUCGUGCAAGAUGGAGAUCAUCGAGAACGCGCUCUCACCUCAUCCUGCCGACUUUGAUUGCAAAGAGUUAUUUGAUGUCUGUCAAGACCUAGGAGUGUGGAAACCCUCGCUUGUAUUCUAUGGCCGUCAAUACGUCGACGUCCACCUCCUUGAGGACGUGCAUGAACUCGUCAGAGUGGCGCCCCGGCACUGGUCGCGACAGCGUGCGUAUAGUGCCGCAUUUCGAACGAUCGAGAAGCAUACGAAGAAAUAUUAUCCUGAGCAGUACGAAGCGAUAAUGGCGAAGAGAAGUAAAUCAGCUGACACUAGCACCUCAUCGGUCUUACCUCCUGGUGGUGGCAAUGGAGUACCAACCUCUUGA
Heterobasidion irregulare TC 32-1 is the source of this 894-nucleotide messenger RNA. RefSeq lists its product as uncharacterized. Lineage: Eukaryota; Fungi; Basidiomycota; Agaricomycetes; Russulales; Bondarzewiaceae. Bases 1 to 894 code for a protein of 297 amino acids. The transcript is spliced from 4 exons. The record is from RefSeq and is a predicted model, not a curated record.